Molecule: messenger RNA, 4449 nt
Organism: Durusdinium trenchii
Lineage: Eukaryota; Dinophyceae; Suessiales; Symbiodiniaceae
Source: the annotation of a GenBank genome assembly
AUGUUCGUCUCCUGGAAUGAGGAUAAUAUUUGGCCUGACGUGGAACUCUCGCCCGAAGAGUUUGAGUCGGCCUACAUCGAGUUUUCCAUCUAUGCACGGAACUGGUUCACUCGAAAUGACCUCAUCGGCAAAGCCUUUCUGCAGCUGAAAAGCAUCAAUGCGCGGCAAGGCCAUGUCUACAUGAAGAAGUCCCUCCCUUUGCGCAAAGAUGGCGAGACCUCCGCAAAAGGCAUGAUCACCUUGACCGUCUUUUGCCUGAAGCCGGGCGAAUCAGCCCCUCAGGGCGAAGAGGUGAAGGAGGAAGGUGAGGACCGAGAAGAUCUCGAGGACUUGAGUAAAGCCGUGCUGGGUUCAUCGGCAGACACCGGCGACACGGGGAAGAACUACCACGUGUUGAUCAACAUCUACCGCGCAGAGAACCUCGCGAAGAUCUCCGGUGCCAAUCCCAACCCUUUCGUGACAGUGGAGUUCGCAGGUGCGUGCGUGAGAACCACCCCUGCAUAUGACGUGGAGCAAUACACCUGGAACGAGUGUGCACGGAUUCCGGUGCAGACGCCAGUCUACGAGGACACCAUCCUCAUCAAGCUUUGGAGCGGAGGAUCGGCGCUGACCAUGACACCGGACACCUUGCUGGCUCAAGGGCUGAUCUCCUUUAGCGAGCUACGCAACAACUCACUGCCGGCCAGAUGGUUCUGCCUUUAUGGUUGGGAUCCCGAAGAGGUUCCAGACGUGAAGUCCAUCUCCAAGAGCGGAGAGAACAUCAAGCCGAACUGCUUCAAGGGGAAGCUCCUCAUCAGCGGUCGUGUCGAGCGCUUAGGGGCUGAAGAUGUGAUGAUGGCUGCGGGCAUCACAACUUCCAGAAGUGCCCCGGAGCCGCGCAAUAUGCAGCUUGCCUUGCUGGCGGACGUCUACGAGGUCUGCGGCGCCGUGGGCCGCGAGUGCCAAGUACAGUUGGCCUUCGGCAGCAGCACCAAGCAGACCAAGGACUGGGUCUCCCCAGGUGGCCUUGACAAGAUUGCGGCCAUCGAACAGCACGGGCAGGGCGCGGUGACCGAUGACUUCGGAGAAGAUGACAAGAUCUACGAGGUGGAAGAUGUGACCACCUUUAGCUUCACACAGGAGCAGGGGCGCAUUGAGCCGAUCCUGACCAUGGCGCCCGAGGAGGCCAAAUCUCAGCCGCUGGUCAUGGUGAACGUCUACACCCGAGGGCUCCUGUCAGGCAGGACACGGGUGGGCUAUCAAAUGAGGCAGCUCGAGACCUUCAAGAAGUACGAGCCCGGGAAUCCUGGACGACCCCGCUACAUGCCACUGGAGCCGAUGCCUUUCAACACGCACGCACGUAUUCCUGGAUCCGUUUUAAUGGUCAUCGAGCACUUCACCACGGAUGACGUGCCACGUCACAACCGGAGGACUGUCAAGCCCAUGGUUUACAUCGUCCGGGCGUACGCCUUCAUGGCACGCAACAUCAAGGUGGACACGGCGAAUACCAACCUGGCGCUCCGGGUGGCCUGUGCCGGGGUCUCGAAGACCACCAACCCUGAAGCGAGCCAGGUGCGGCCCAUGUGGAUGAAGCCCUUGGAGUUGAAGGUGACCUUAUGCUCUGAUCAUCCCAAAGAACCUCCGACGAUGGAGCCAAUCACGGUGACGCUGCUGGACAGUCAAACCAUCCUGGGAGUAAAGAACGACCGGGACAUUGGGAAGACAGUGUGCACAUAUGAGUACAUGCGGCAGAAGGACAACAUGGGACGAUGGGAGCCGUAUCGGUUGCAGCCCCAAUGGGUGAAACUCUUCGGCGGCAACUAUGGCAGCGUGGCCAUGGGUGAAGUUCUGAUCGGCUUCGAGCUGCUGCACAGCAAGUUCCGCGCCGACCUGCCGGCGAUCCAGAUGUGGCCAGUCCCCGAGGAAGAAUUCGACCCCAAGCGUCACUUCUCAAAGCUCAAGAAGGCCACGCUCCAUUUUUCCUUGUACGGCCUAAGGGACUUGAUCCCCAACGGCCAUGAGGACCCGGUGGUGAAUGUACGGGUGAAGAAGUUCGAGAAGCCGCAACCCGCCGACCCCACUGGAGUGCCACCAAGCAAGUACUACUCGAUGAACUUUAAGUAUGAGAAGUUGGUGCAUGAAGGCCAAGAGGACAAUAAGGACGAUCACUGCCACAAGUGGAGGACGGAUGCUCUAGGGCAUCAGGGCUGCCGGAAUCUUGAGUUCUUCCAGGUCCGGAAGAUCAAUGUGAAGGUCCCGGACAAGGAGAUUCUGCAACCCUUCAUUGCCAUCCGAGUCUUGGAGAAACCGGUGGAACUCUUUCAAGGCACCGCGCUUCAAAUGAAGCCCUUCGGAGAUGAGGGGGCCUUGAUUGGCGAGAGCCGGCAGAGUCUAAAUCGACUCUACCCUUGCACGUGGUACGAAGGAGUUUCGUUGGAUUAUCCCUACAGCGCCCAGGAGAACCGGAUCAAGAAAGGCGUGGAUAAGGCGAUCCGUGCCUGUGCUUCCAGGACGAUCUUCGAGGAGGAGACACCCGAGGAUCGUGCACGUGAGUUGCAGGUGGAACGAGAACAGCGGCGACAGGAACAGAUGAACUACAUGAAGUCGCUCAUCACAAUGGAAGAGGAGAAGGCUGAGACCAUCGACAGCCGGGCCUUGCCACUGGAGCUGAGGCCCUUCAAGUCGGUCUUCAACCCAGCGGGCUAUUUGCCGGAAGACCGCGAAGCCUUGCAGUUGCGUGAGGAGCACAUCCUCAACAUGGAACAGUUGGGCAAUUUUCCCCUUUGCUUCGGCGAGCGUGCUCAUGCUGAAGCCGGGGGAGCCGGCUUGAGGCUCCGAGGGAAGCUGGAGCAGUCGAAGCAGGUCCAUGUUUUCAAGCCCGACUUUUGGUACCAGAACGCGCCCCUGAUGCGGAACGCGGACAUCGUCCAGGAUGACGAGCUCACGGACUGGAACUUCUCCUACGAGAAGGUCUUUGGCUUUGUGAAGUGUGUCUUCAAGUUGAUGGACGGUUGGGAUCGAGAGGCGCAAUCUGACGACGCUGCAGGCACCGCGCUGGCCAUGGCAGAGGAGGUCGAAGAUGAGGGCGAAGAUGAGGCGGCAGAUGCCGAGGUCGCCUCCCAGGCCAUGGCGCAGGUGUCCUCGAAGAAGGAGGACGAUGCAGGUGUGGUGACCGAGGAGGACAAAGCGAAGUUGAGAAGAUCCGUGGGCUUUGACGACGACUUGGAUUCCUACGCCUUCGAUGUCACGCGGCUCACCAAUCGCUUCAAGAACAAAGAGCGAGUGCCUAGUCGCAUCCGCGUGCGGAUCUAUUUCGUGAAGGCCAUUUGCAUCUUCGGGAAGCAGGUGGAAGGCUUUUUCGGAAAGGCCUUCAUUGACCCCUACUUGGCUUACAAGUUGGGCAACGUCCUGGUGUCCAUGAGGAACAUGGCACAGUUCAACACCAAUGUGCCCAGCUUUUACCGUGUCGAGGAACGCGAUGUGGUCAUGCCAGCAGAGGCGAGAUUGCAGGUGGACCUCUUUGAUUUUCAAGAUGGUUUCAGCGAAACCAUCAACGGGGAGAAGCUCAUCGGCAGCACCGUGAUCGACCUUGAGGACCGGUGGCAUAGCUCCGCUUGGCGCGACGCUAUGGACCGAAAGCAGCAGAUUCCCACGGAGGACCGACCGUUGAUCAAUCCUCAACUCUCGGGACAGAACUGUGGAAGCAUCGAGAUGUGGGUCGAGAUGAUCGAUAGCGUGAGAGCCUCUGACAUCAAGGCCUCGGAGCUCCGCAAGCCACCAGCGAUGGAGAUCGAAGUGCGACUGGUGAUCCGGACCUGCAAGAAUGUGAAGCCCAUGAACGGCGACAAGACAGAUGUGAAGGUCACUGUGGAUCUGGAAUGUAAAGAGUACGAGGGCGUUUCGAUGGGUUUUCCCAAGCUGCAAGCCACGGACGUGCACUACGGCGCGCCGGGCAAUGCCAUUUUCAAUUGGCGUGUCGUGUAUCCGCGCAUUGUCAUGCCGACCAAGAGCUGCACUAUGGACCUGAAGCUGUACCAAGCCAACAGCAUCUCCUCGGAUGAGUUCAUCGGCGCCGUCAGCAUCGACCUGCGACGCUACGUGGAGCGUGUGGCCCGCGACAUGGACAUGAUUUUCAUCGAGAAGGCCGAUUUGCAGUUCUCCGCCAACAGCGGCGGCGAGGAGCUUUCGCCCGAGGAGCCGCCAGCGGAGGAGGAGCCGGUGGGCUCCGUCCAGUUCGAGAUGUGGUUCAUGACCCAAAGCGAGGCCAAUCAGAAGCGCGCCGGCAAAGGCCGUGAGGACCCCAAUGACUUCCCACAGCUGGUGACGCCUGCAGAGGGGCGCGGCUGGGCGGACUUCGCCGCGGGCUUCUCCUUCUCCUUGCCCGACUUUGGCCUAAUGAAGAAGAUCAUUCCCAUCGUCCUCUUCACGCUGCUGUGCCUGGUCCUCUUACGCUUCAUCGGACUCCUUUGA